GUACACCGCGAACUUGGUCAUGCGGGAGAACGGAGAACUGAACACGCUGUCCGUCAACGCUUUUGGUGGCCUUCCAUACACGAAGAUGUAGCUCAGUUUUGCAAGAAUUGUAACACGUGCUGCCGUUUUAAAUCGCCUCAGCAGACACCCCGUGCACCAGUGACGCCGAUGGUGACGACAGGACCACACCAGCGAGUUGGUAUAGACAUCAUGGGACCACUAACUACGACAAAAAACGGGAACCGCUACAUACUGGUUAUGGUGGAUUAUUUCACUAAAUGGUGCGAAGCUGUACCCCUUCCACAGCAAGACGCCCUUACUGUUGCCCGAGCUUUCAUCGAUCACUGGGUCUCCCGUUAUGGUGCCCCUGUCUCACUCCACUCCGACCAAGGUCCAUCCUUUGAAAGCCACCUCAUUACUGAGAUAUGCCGGCUAUUAGGAAUCAAGAAGACACACACCACCGCCUAUCACCCAGAAGGUAACGGCCUCGUAGAAAGAACAAACAGAACUAUUAAAGCCAUCUUGCAGUCGUUUGUCAGCAGAUCGUCACCUGAGUUAUGGGAUGAGGUGCUCCCCAAUGCCUUUUAGCAUAUCGUACGUCGGUACAUGGGUCCACGGGAUUCUCGCCUGCUAUUUUGCUGUUCGGGCACGAACUACGCCUACCAGUAGAGAUACAGUCACCCCUGCUGCCCUACGAAGAACAAGAGCAUGUUCCGUACAUACGUACUCUUCGCAACCGACUAGCUGAUGCCCACCGUCUGGUCAACAUUAACUUAGGCAAGGCUAGUGGACACCAAAAAGAUAUAUAUGAUCGUCAAGCACAAGGACCUAGGUAUACGGUUGGAGAUCGCGUCUGGUUACGCCGCCCAAUGACGUCGCUAGGGGGUUGCAGUAAAUUCCAUCAACCCUGGCAAGGCCCCUUUGAAAUUGUCCUCAUCCGAUCGCCCACCACGUUUGUAUUGCGUAACAUACAACGACCUAAAGACGCUGUGAUAACGGUGCACUACAACCAGAUAAAACCCGAUCGGACGACAUUUCCCUUCGAUGCUCAACUCGCUGAUCCACCGCCGGCCACUAGAUUUUACGAAGUACCACCUGAAGGAGGGACAGCAUACCCAUGCCCAAGAUCGGGCACUGAGGACAGUGCCUCAUUAGGAGAGGGGGCGAUGUAACGGGAUUAAAAUCAUCAUGUAUGAUGUUGUUAAUAGAUUUUGUUUUCCUUCUAUCGCAGGGCAAGCAAGAAUAAACGCUUUAGAAGAAGAAGAGCAAGCCCUACACGCACUGAACUUACAGGAUGACUCAUAAGACCGUUUUGUAAACUAGCUCUCUUUCUGUACAGAACCCGCGGAUUUUAAUUUUUAAAUAAACGUCUAUUGGCCUCCAUUCCUCGUUCUCUCUGUGGUGUAGAGUGUUCAGUUAACAUUGUGUGUGUUGGGCUUUAGGUCUUCCCGUCUUCCAGUGACUGCUGAUUACACGUGUUACACAACUGUUACGACUUUACAAUCACCACAAACACCAUUCUGAGAAAAUAUAUAGGUUGUGUUAGCACAUCGUGUUAUUGCACCUCCUCCCAGACGUUCACUGACCCUGAUUUGUAUGCUGUUGUUUUAGAUCUCUCCUGUUUCCAAAUAAACUCUAACACGUGUUUCGACACAGCCGGUUCAAACAUUAAGUUCCCGCGCUCUCUCAACCAAUAAUAGUUCUCCGAUCAGGUGUAAAUUCGUACUUACACAUACUCGGUAAUAUAUGACUUAUUCAGAAUUUCAGUAAAAUAUUGUCUCACUCCUUAUGUAACAUUGUUCUCACGAUAAUAGGCACGCACAUUUAAGAGAUCUAAUGAUUAUUAUUAGAAAAACAUAACAUAAUAUUUUACCUGUUUAGAACACAUUCGUGUUGACUGCUUGCUGAGUAGCGGGUACAUGUUUUAUGUCUUUCCAAGUACUACCAGUAGACGGCUCAUCUAACAUACUUCUCCAUUGAUAGGAAUUUGUACGUCUCAUCAAAUUGCUUCGGGUGUGGAGAUAGACCUGUCUGGUCCACCACACGGGGCUUGUUUCCAAAGCCAUAACAGUUUUCCCCUAUUAUUUAUCGAAGCUUCCAUCCACGACCUGUAAGUAACUGGUCAUCUACAUUUAAUGUUCAAAAGGAUGAGUUCUUAUUGAUAUUUGUUUUACCUCACAUCUUGUGCACUGUGCAGCUCCUUCCAGUUGUUUGUCGCCUUCAGUGAAAUAAAACCUUCAGACCAGACGGAUAAGUAUUUUCUCAAGUAGGAGUCAGUCACUCAGAACAAAUAUACUACCUUAAUAGCCUGCUACAAUCUUGUAUAUCAGCUAACCAUUGAUUUGCAUUGUUACUUCUGUUUCUUAUUUUUUAGACCGUAAUACUCUGUCGUUCGAACUUCUAACUUUUAAAUAUUGGUAUUUACCACUGUUACAAGUAAUCUAUCCGCAUGCUGUAUGUCUUCAAAUGAAUUACAAUUUGAUUGGGUUGCUACUUUCCUCACAGAUUUGUCAAAGGAUAUUGAUGCUGAGGUUGUUGGUGAAUAUAUUUGUGGCAUAUUAAAUGUUUCUCAUGGUUCGUCAGAAUCACGUUCUGAAAUAGCGGAGUUACUGUCAGCAUACCUUCCUUCUGAAAAAUCAAAGUAUGCUGCUACUGAGAUUAUAUCAAAAUAUGAUAGAAUCGUAUUGGGCAAAGAUAAAGUUGAAUCAUCAUUGUCAUCUACAAAUGAUAUUCAAUCUGUUGAAGAUCAAAUGCGUAAUUUAAUGCAAGCUGAUUGUAUGCGUAUCGUUGAAACUAAGAAAUCAGAUCAUCAUUCUGAUCGAGAUCCAUACACUCAAGCAAUUUUACGUUCAUCUGGUGUAUCUGCUUAUCAAAAGAAUUCAGAUGAAGAACGUGAAUUGGAAGUGGCAAUGGCUAAUUCGGAAUUUAUCAAUAAGAAUCGUUCAAAUCCAACUGUUGGUGCAUUGACAACUGGUUCCAGUUCAAAUGGAUUUGUUGAAGUUGGCAUCGGCGAUGAUAGUGAGGAUGAAUCCGACACUGAUUUGGAAGAUAUUGAAAGUUUCUGUGAAUAUGGAAGAAAGGAUGAUGUGAAACCUGGUACAGUUGAAGGUGCUCUGUCUAUCUUAACUUCACUCACAUCAUCACAGUCAUGUGGGCUGAGUAUAUCCAACACUUCUCAAAAUCCCAUCCUAGUCAAGGAGACAUCAUCUCGAUCAUCAUCAAUGAGCAUACGUAAUUCUCAUUCAUCACAUCUAGUCGAUAAAUCAACUAGUCAGUCUCAGAGAAUCUCUUCAACACGUCAAAAACAGUCUAAAAAGUGCCCUCCUCCAUCCAAACAUAUUGCAAGAAUUGGUGCACAAGCUGAAGCCAAACAAAAACACAAUACCAAUUCGAAAGCUUCACUCAUUUCAAGUUUGGAUAACGCAGAUCCUAAGGUGUCUCGUUGUAAACGUGAAGAUAUGGAGGCAUUUUUAUUCACAGACUCGGAUAUUCACCCAGAACCUAUUAAUGAAGGUCAGUCAUUCAGUUAAGAGACCUUUCAGUGACCUUUUCGAUUCAUGAGAACAAUGUCAGUAAUUUGUUGUGUGAUUGAUAAUGAAGGAAGAAUGCUUUCUAUCAUUACUUAUAGCUUUUGAAUGUAUCCAGUGUAAACACAAGUGUAUUUUAGUGCACAUCUAUGUUAUGUAUGAGUAUAAAUUUAGUUGAUCUCAUGUCUUCUUCAACUUAAUGGUUGUCAUAUUUAAAUUUCUGUUACUGUGUUUCAACAAUUACGGAAUACCAUUCCACUUCUUCAGUUUGGUCAGCCAUAUACAGUGUUCUUGAUUGACUUCCAAAGCAAACUCUUAAAAUAUGGGUAUAUGUAUACACAUGUAUGUGAUUUGCCGAGUAAUUUUGUUAAUUUUGUUAAAAGUAACUGUCUAAGCAGUUUUUCAGUAAAAGUUAGUAUCAAGAUUAUAUCUCUCAGACGAAGUAAUACAAACACUAGAGAUAUUGAAUGAAGGGCGUUGCAAAGUAACAUAUUUUUCCUAAGUUUUGAUCUGCGACCCCUUAAUGAGUGAAACUCAGUGCUUAAGUCAUUGUACCACACAGUUAUAGUAUAUUUGGAUUGUAGCUAACAGCAUAAUUUAAAAUACAGAUUUCGUUGUAUUUGGGACUCGUCGGGCGGAAGCAUUCGCAUUCCAGAGUUGAUUUCCAUACAGAGACUCAAGCCAAGCCCAAUAUCUUUCAUUUUAAAUACCAACAUAUUGUCCACUGAACUACUGAAUCUAUAUUGCUACUGACUUGCUUCACGAGUGCAGUUUUUUUGUGAGAGUUAGAAUUAUCUUGUUGUUGACGUUUAAGGCCGAGUUCUUUCUUUGGGAUAUGUGUGUCCUAAGCAAGUGUCUCGAUAAGUCAUUAUCUUUUGUAUCGAUAAAUACUGGGUCCAAGUAUAAAUGUGGACGUCAGUACUGAAGCGCAGACACAUCCAAGUGGGUCCCGUAUGAGACGAUAAACUUGUUCUGAGUUUCCUUAGACUAUAGGUUCAUUUUUCAUGAAGCUCUUAGGUCGUGGGUUCUGUCAUUUGCAGGUUUCUGAUUGUUGAGCCACAAAAUUAGAUGAAACGUUUUUCGUGUGCUUCGAAAAUGCUUUUUUUCUAAUUACACACUUCAUUUGUUAUAUCGGGUUUGAUGUGUCCAUAAUCCUAACAUCGUUGUUUUCUAUUUCACGCUUUCUCAAACAAGAUAUUGUUCUACCUGAAGGUGGACGUAAUCGUGAACGUGUUAUAGAAUGUGAAGUGAAUUUUCGAAAGGCAGCCUCUCUAAAUGCUGCUAAACAACGUCAGGAGAACCUUGAACAACGUAAACAUCAACUAGAAAAAGCUGAACAACGUCGUCAGACAGCAAACAGAAAAGCUCAGAAAGUUGAAAGACGCAGAUUAUAAAGUCUCCAUCUGUGAUUCUUACUAACUGACAAAAGUUUGAGGAAGUGAUAUUUAUGUAUUUGACAAUGUUGAAUAGCUUUUGACAAUCUGAGUUUGUUUUUCUAUCCUGCUUUAUCUCUUCUUCAAUGAUUUAUCCUUAGUCGAGUCUAUAUUUAUCAUAUUGUCUUGUUUUGAACUGAUUGUGUGUGUGUAUAUAUGUGAUAAUACUGUAUAUAUCUAUUGUAUGUAUAUGAAGGCUUCUUUUUUGUCUACCCCGUAAUUUUGACUUACUAACUGACCAACCAAUUUAAUGAACUGAAUUAAUGUGUUUGUGAAAUAAAUGUAUCAAAAGUGUUCGGUUUAAUUAUGUUUUUAAAACUAUGGUAAACAAUGAACAAUUAGCAUAAGGUGUUUAUGGCUUUUCAAGAUCCUCGAACACAUGUCGCAUUACUUUCAUGGUAUCACCAGUAACUAUGGUCAGUCCUUCGGGGAUACUGAUGAUCGACAAACAGUCGCUGAGUAUCCGUAACGUGUACGAGCCAAAGAAUGUAUAUAUGCUAUGAUUUAAUCACAUUACAAUUUUUCCGAUUAAAUCUUCCUAUUCAUUUCAGUCUUCUCAUUUUUAUAGUGGAUUUGGUACAAACCGUAAUAAGUGUUUUUCUUUUAUUUAAAUACAUAAACAUUGGUACAAGGAGGCACCAAAUAUACAUGCGCCACAUAAAUCAUCGGAUUUGUGUGAGGACUGGGAUUCUCUCCGGGUGUGUGAACCGAAACAGGUGGUUUUCUUAGGGGGGCACACCCGGAGCCUUUGACCUAAAGGUCUGAUCCACAAGGUAGUGAAGCAACGUAAGGAGAUGUAAUAUUAUGAUAGCCGGUGACCAACGGUUGGUUCAUAUGCCAUUUAUUCACUCAGGAUCGUGUAGCCCAUGUGCACCAUUUGUUUGGAAUAAGGGUUUUCCAACUCCCUUAGGUGGAUGUUCCAUAUCCACCAACCCGGUUAAAGCGCCGGAUAUUCGCUUUUUGUCCUCUCAACUUCGUAAACAGCACCCCUACUGUGAGAAGGCAAUGAGUAGGACUUCCCUUGGAGUGAUUGUAUGCACAUGGCCAUAUGAGAGUAUUUUGUGAGGGAAAGCUGACUCUCCCCACUCUCGACCAUACCAGGGCAUUUGGAGGACAUAAGUGUAUAUUAUAAUAGGUGUAUGCACUCUUUGUCUUCCCUUAAACCGUGAGAUUAAAAUUACUUUAUACCUUUCUUUCUACUAAUUAAUUAUUUCUUUCUGCAUUAUAUCCUUAUACACAAUCUUUCUUUUAUAUAUUACCACCACUGAAUUAACUAAUUCUAUGCAUGCGAUGUUCAUUUUGUUGUGCUAAUGACGUAUGACAAUUUGUACUGAUGCAUAUCUGUAUGUACCUAAUCCUACAUUGUAGCUGACUGAAUCAUAUAUUAUAGUUGAAUCGAAUUGCAGAACAUAAUCAGUGCAGAAUUUAACUAUAUUCUAAGUGAUCUCCUUUUAACUUGAUAAGGAAAAGAACUUUCCAAGUCGAAAAU
Molecule: messenger RNA, 6449 nt
Organism: Schistosoma haematobium
Lineage: Eukaryota; Metazoa; Platyhelminthes; Trematoda; Strigeidida; Schistosomatidae
Exons: 4
Coding region: 2457-3530 (357 amino acids)
Source: RefSeq, a predicted model, not a curated record